Molecule: messenger RNA, 4148 nt
Organism: Hippopotamus amphibius kiboko
Lineage: Eukaryota; Metazoa; Chordata; Mammalia; Artiodactyla; Hippopotamidae
Gene: SLC15A2
Product: solute carrier family 15 member 2
Exons: 22
Coding region: 1-2223 (740 amino acids)
Biological process (GO): transmembrane transport; oligopeptide transport
Cellular component (GO): membrane
Molecular function (GO): dipeptide transmembrane transporter activity
Source: RefSeq, a predicted model, not a curated record
AUGCUUGAAGAGAGAGCGAGUAAGGAGCCAGCCAUGAAUCCCUUCCAGAAAAAUGAGUCUAAGGAAACUCCUUUUUUACCUGUUUCCACUGAAGAGGUACUACCUCGACCCUCCAGCUUUCCAAAGAAGCCAUCUCCGAAAAUCUGUGGCUCGAACUAUCCACUGAGUAUUAUCUUUAUUGUGGUGAAUGAAUUCUGUGAGCGCUUUUCCUAUUAUGGCAUGAAAGCUGUGCUGACCCUGUAUUUCCUGUAUUUCCUGCACUGGAGCGAAGACACUUCCACAUCUGUAUACCAUGCCUUCAGCAGCCUCUGUUAUUUCACUCCCAUCCUGGGAGCAGCCAUGGCUGACUCAUGGUUGGGAAAAUUCAAGACCAUCAUCUAUCUCUCCAUGGUGUAUGUGCUUGGCCAUGUGAUCAAGUCCAUGGGUGCCUUACCAAUCCUGGGGGGACAAAUGUUACACACAGUCCUAUCAAUGCUCGGCCUGAGUCUAAUAGCUUUGGGGACUGGAGGUAUCAAACCCUGUGUGGCAGCUUUUGGUGGAGACCAGUUUGAAGAAAAACAUGCAGAGGAACGGACUAGAUACUUCUCAGUCUUCUACCUCUCCAUCAAUGCAGGGAGCUUGAUUUCUACAUUUGUCACACCCAUGCUGAGAGGAGAUGUGCAGUGUUUUGGGAAAGAUUGCUAUGCACUGGCUUUUGGAGUUCCAGGAUUGCUUAUGGUGAUAGCUCUUGUUGUGUUUGCAAUGGGAAGCAAAAUAUACAGAAAACCACCUCCUGAAGGAAACAUAGUGCCUCAAGUGGUCAAAUGUAUCUGGUUUGCCAUUUCCAACCGUUUCAAGAAUCGUUCUGCGGACAUUCCAAAGCGAGAGCACUGGCUGGACUGGGCAGCUGAGAAAUACCCAAAGCAGCUCAUCAUGGAUGUGAAGGCACUGACCAGGGUACUAUUCCUUUAUAUCCCAUUACCCAUGUUCUGGGCUCUUUUGGAUCAGCAGGGCUCACGAUGGACCUUGCAAGCCACCAGGAUGAAUGGGAAUUUGGGGUUUUUUGUGCUUCAGCCUGACCAGAUGCAGGUUCUAAAUCCCUUUUUGGUUCUUAUCUUCAUCCCGCUGUUCGAUCUUGUCUUUUAUCCUCUGGUCUCCAGGUGUGGCGUUAACUUCACAUCACUUAGGAAAAUGGCUGUUGGUAUGAUCCUAGCAUGCCUGGCCUUUGCAGUUGCUGCUGCUGUAGAGAUAAAAAUUAAUGAAAUGGCCCCACCCCAGCCAGCUUCCCAAGAGAUUUCCCUGCAGGUCUUGAAUCUGGCAGAUGAUGAGGUGAAGGUAACAGUGCUGGGAGAUGGAAACAAUUCUCUGUUGGCAGAGUCCAUCAGAUCUUUUCAGAAAAUGCCACACUAUUCCAAACUCCACCUGAAGACCAAAAGCCAGAAUUUCCACUUCCAACUGAAAUAUCACAAUUUGUCUGUCUACACUGAGCAUUCUGUGGAGGAGAAAAACUGGUACACUCUGAUCAUUCGAGAAGAUGGGAAAAGUAUUUCUAGUGUGAUGGUGAAGGAUGAAGAAAACAAAACAACCAGUGGGAUGACAGCCAUGAGGUUUGUUAACACUUUGCAUGAAGAGGUCAACAUCUCCCUGGGUACAGAUGCCUCCCUCAUUGUUGAUGAAGACUAUGGUGUGUCUGCUUACAGAACUGUGCAAAGAGGAGAAUAUCCUGCGGUGCACUGUAGAACAAAAAAUGAGGACUUUUCACUGAAUUUGGGUCUACUAGACUUUGAUGCAACUUAUCUGUUUGUUAUUACUAAUACCACCAAUCAGGGUCCUCAGGCCUGGAAGAUGGAAUACAUCUCAGCCAACAAAAUGUCCAUCGCAUGGCAGCUACCACAAUAUGCCUUUGUUACAGCUGGGGAGGUCAUGUUCUCUGUCACAGGACUUGAAUUUUCUUAUUCUCAGGCUCCCACUAGCAUGAAGUCCGUACUCCAGGCAGCCUGGCUGUUGACAGUUGCAGUUGGGAACAUCAUUGUGCUUAUUGUGGCGCAGUUCAGCAGCCUGGUACAGUGGGCUGAAUUCAUUUUGUUUUCCUGCCUCCUGCUGGCGGUCUGCCUGAUCUUCUCCAUCAUGGGCUACUACUAUGUUCCUAUAAAGCCAGAGGCUAUUCAGGGGUCAGCAGAUAAGCAGACUCCGCAAAUCCAAGGAAACAUGAUCAACCUGGAGACCAAGAAGACAAAGCUCUAAUGGCUCCCUGGACUCUGCCCAGACCCCAGUUCCUGACUCUGGUCUUGGCCAUCACCACCUUCAAGCAUUUUUCACUCCGACUUGGUUAGAAGAGAGAAGUAGCAUCAUAUCUGAGAUGAUCUCCUCUAUUUUCCUCCCAUGCUAGAGGCAUUUCUAGGACUGGGUUUCUCAGUACAUUAAAGCAAGGCCCCCGAGACUCUAUGUCUUCCCAUCUGUCAGUGAACUCGCUACACCUUGUGUAGUGUUGCUAAAGCUGGCCUGCUAUCUCCAAAUGGCCAUGAAAAACACAAAUGUAUAAUUGAGAUUAGUGUCUGUGGUUAUCAAAGUUAUGUAGGAAUUCUUUCACCUGCCAUUUAGAACUGAUGACCCCACUUUUGGAAGCGCUGAUUUAGGGGCAAAAUUGCAGCAUAACAGAGAAAUGAUAUUUCAAGUCUCUUCAUUAGCAGUGUAAUUGUACUGUUUACAAGGACCUCAAGAAUUAGUAUGUCUGGUGUGAUGUGGUCCAGGGCCUGGCUUGUCAGCUAUCCAGAUUUACUAAGACCUUAGUAAAUUUUUCAGUACAGAUAAAAUGACAUUAUAUUAACACACAAGAUAAGAUGUAUCUUUCUGAUAAUUGCAGUACUUUAUCUAACCCAAACACCCCUUUCUCAGUACUGAUAGAUCCUUGGAAACCAAAUUAAAGAUAGUAAACAAGGUUCUGGAAAAGAGAACAAGUAUAAAUUGUACAAAUCCUGGUGAGCCCUUCUCCUACAGUGUACAUUCUUCUUAGGGACUACAGUGUUUCAGCCCUAGACUGUGCCCUCCUGUGGACAGUUGUAUAGACACUAAUGCCUUUCUGCAACAAAUAUUUAAUAACAACAGUAUUUUUAUGAAUACAACUUCCAUUUUUAUUAGUACUUCCUUCAGCCUUAAAGUAGUGGAUCCGUUUUGACAAUGUUUCCCGUUUUACUUUUCCCAAAAUUUUAAAAUGCCGUUUCUUCAUUUAGGCCUGGAUUUCCCUGUUUAUUAAAAAAAGUUAUAUUAAUACUCUAAGUUUGAGCUUCUAAAAUGGCAACGCUCAAUGGGGACAUGGUCCCAUACCAGGAUUCUAUCAAAAUCUGUGGGUUGAGGGCUUCCUAGGUGGCGCAGUGGUUGAGAAUCCGCCUGUCAAUGCAGGGGACACGGGUUCGAUCCCUGCUCCAGGAAGAUCCCACAUGCCGCGGAGCAACUAAGCCCGUGUGCUGCAACUAUUGAGCCUGCACUUUAGAGCCCGUGAGCCACAACUAUUGAGCCCAUGUGCUGCAACUACUGAAGCCCACGCGCCUAGAGCCUGUGCUCUGCAACAAGAGAAGCCACGCCAAUGAGGAGCCCGCACACCACAAUGAAGAGCAGCCCCCACUCACCGCAGCUAGAAAGGAAGCCCAUGCACAGCAAAAAAAAGACCCAACACAGCCAAUAAAAUAAAUAAAUUAAAAAAAAAAAUCUGUGGGUUGAGGGAAGGAGUGGUAGAACAUGACACGACCACUUUUGUUUGUUUGUUGCUAUGUUGAUGAAAAAUGUUGAGAAAAAUUACGUUGCACACAAUGAAUGAAUCAGUGGACAGACAUGGGAACAUCAUGCUCUACAGCGUAUUGCUGGGGAAAAAGUUUAGAACAACCAUCCUAAAGAGCCUCAUUUCCAUUGCUUUUGCUCCAUUAUUCUCAUCUAGAACUGUGUUGAGUCAGUUUCAUGCUGUAAAUGUAACAAGGAAAGUUGCUCCAGUUUCCCAAGCUUUAAUACUCUAGUCUUAAUUAUCAAGUUUUCAGAAGUACCGAAGUAACAGCAACACCAUCCAGUUUCCACAGACAUCUUAAUGUGAACAUGACUGUGCUUCUUCAGAAGAUACUCUGUUCAUUUUUGAGCAGUUUUAACUCAAUCUGUUCUAUGAACUAUUGUUUCAAGAGAUA